Molecule: messenger RNA, 21426 nt
Organism: Bactrocera dorsalis (oriental fruit fly)
Lineage: Eukaryota; Metazoa; Arthropoda; Insecta; Diptera; Tephritidae
Exons: 3
Coding region: 3795-5222 (475 amino acids)
Molecular function (GO): nucleic acid binding; RNA-DNA hybrid ribonuclease activity
Source: RefSeq, a predicted model, not a curated record
AUUCACAAGCAUUUAUGAACUUACCUCCCUCCACUUGGCUGCCGAUCGAGUUGGACCUCUUAACCCUUAAAUGCAUGAUGAUGUAUAUAUACAUCAGUGUUUUCUUCCUUACAUAAUUUCUAAACGGUAACUCAAACACAGUAUUUUUUACUUUUAUUAGGUGCUAAAAAUAUCUGUGUUGACUUUGGAAUGCAAACUUUCAUGAUAUGACAUUUCACUUUUUAAUUUUAAUAAUUUGACAGCUUGGCGCGCCACUUAAAAAAUACACACUUGGUAUUUAAAAAGGAAAAACCAUGCAUUUAAGGGUUAAGGCAUUUAAAUUAUCUGCUAAAGUAUUUGCAGCCCUUGAAGGUUGGUCGGAGUUAGCUUCCCCCGUUGCAACUCAGGAUACUGCUUGCAAAACAUUAUAUAAUGUUGCAGCUGCUUCUGAGUUGUCCUCUCCGUUUUUGUACGCCUAGGAAUAUAUAUGAAAUUAUUAUAUAUAUGUUUAUAUAUAUGUUUAAAAUUUGCACAAUUACUUACAUACUAUGUAUGAAAUUAUUAUAUAUAUGUUUAUAUAUAUGUUUAAAAUUUGCACAAUUACUUACAUACUUAUGCUGAUUAUCCAUUUGUGUGUCCAUUUUUGUUUGCUUAUUUUUACUAAAACAGCUGUUUGACAGCGAAAAGCUUUUUACCUCACGUGGUGACUUUUUAAGCUUUUUUUUUCCUCUGCGAAUGGUAGGCACCUUGUCGUGGUGCAGGGGCUUAAACCGCAGCACAGCACAGCAUCUCCCAACCACCAAGGGAGGAGCUGAGGGCUGGCAGAAGCUGCAUGCGCGCGGCAACCAAGAGCUACCACCUCCUAAUCCAGGGUGUUAUGCGACCCGUCCCCAUUGGAUGAUUUGCAGCCAGGAGGUAAAUUCGGCUGUAUUCGUACGGAGCCUUCCCAACACCGGGCCGCCUUGGGAAGUAACGGUGGCCUUACUGCGUCAAGGGGCUCUGCCGCAGCGGACUUUCAGCUUCCCCUUUCCAAUACUAGACCGGGAGGCUCACAACACGGGCCAAACGGUCGUAAGAAAAAGAUGAUCCAACAACAACAGCAAAAACAACAACAACAACAAACAACAACAACAUCUACAACAACAGCUAGCAGCAGCAGUAGCACUAGUGCCGCUAGCAAGAGAGGCUCAGGAGCUAGACGGAAACCUAGCUUUUUGGAUGCCUUGUCGCCAGAUGAACGUGCACUUUUUGAGGAGCACGCACGUGAUGACGACGAAGUGCCCUCCUGCAGCGGCACUCAGCGUAGUGUGGCAACCGUGACCACUGUAAAUCGCGCAAGCGCUGCCCCCGCAACCCCCUCGAGCAGGAUCGACUGUGGACAGGAGGGUGGUUUCACGAAAGUGGAAUUAAGGGGAGAACGGAAAAGGAGACGACAACGAGGGAACGUCCCAUGUACCCCGGAGCCAGGACGGCCAGGAGGCCAUGAUGACCCACGCAGAGCUUGAAUGAGUGGGGCCACUCUAAAGUGGUACCUGAGGUUCCUUGAGAACGGCAUGACGCCGGAGUCAGCCGAAAAGCGGGCUCUGAAUAGAAGCAGUGGGAACAACCCCUCUCCAAGCAAUACACGACGCGUAGGUGCCAAUGGCGGUUCGUCUGCAACUAAACGCAGGAAUCGGAGGCGCCGCCGAGCUCAAUCAGCCCUAUCGGAGGGGCGAAUCGAAGCAAGGCCAGCACCCCAAGAGGAACCCAGUCGAAUGGAGAAACAGAAGAGCGUCCAGAUAACACCCCAGGAACCACCAUUGCCCAAGAGAAUACGGGAAGACAGACCACAGGGAGCCGGUGGAAAACGCCCCAACCCCAAUCAGCAGCCGAUGAAGACUACGAGCCGCAAAUACUCGGAGGCUGCCAGCAACAUACGGAUGGCAGUGUUGCCCAACAACUACCCUGCGGAGGCACUAGGGUCUGAGCAACUGACGGCUCUCCAAGACUGCCUUUAACGGCAUUUUCUUCAAGGGCGGCAUGCUGCUGGUCGACUGCCAGGAUGAAAAGUCGGCCACCUGGCUGAAGAAUAUCACGCCGAGGCUAGAGGGCUGGGAGGGUCCGGCCCUGUGUGUCAGAAGAGGAGAGGAAAUACCGCAACUGCACAGUAUGGUGGCGUUCUUUCCCAGGAGUGCUGACAAGAGCUACGACUUCGCGCUCAAUCUGGUGAGAAACCAGAACGAAGGUUUAAGUACCUCGGCGUGGAAGGUCGUAGCAAGCAGUGUUGAAGAUUCCGGGUGGAACCUCAACAUAACGAUGGACGACGUAUCGUACAAGUAUAUUAAGCAGAAAGGGGACAGGUUGAACUUCCGCUUCGGCAAGAUUGUGGUGAGGCCAUGGAGGCCCAAGGCUACGACCACGAGCCAAGAACCGCCAACGGGGACGACCGCAGCACCAGCUCCACCCAUAACCCGCCCAGCCACGCAUGAAGCGACUGCCGCCGUUGUUUCGAGCGAGCAAGACGAGUCCCCCAAAGACCAAAUCUCGGCUGGGCAGGUUGCGACCACCGCCGCAGACGUGAACAAUGGAAACGAGAUCACUACAGCGCAGGAAGGCAUGUUGCCGUCCACCCAAGAGCUCCUGGAAGGGCUGGAGAUGCAGGUCCAUGGAGAGGUUGAAGACAAGGACCUGUCUCUCGUCGAACCCGCACUAUAAUCUCCAGUACCGGCAUAGAGGUGGCUCAGGUGAACCUCCAUCACGCAUCGGCAGCCUCGGCGGUCAUCGUGAAGAGGUUCAUUUCGGAUAACCUGGGCAUCCUCCUAAUCCAGAAGCCUUGGGUGGUCAGAGGAGAGGUAAGAGACCUCAACACAAGAAAGAGCAAGGUAAUCUGGGAUCUCUCUAGCGAGAGACACCGUUCCUAGAGCCGAUAUAGACUUCUUCUGUAUUUCAGAGUUUCUAACGCAAGAUCUGGUGGCCGUGCAGAUAAAGGACAAGGAAGGAUCGGACUUCGUCCUAGCGUCAGCAUAUUUUCCGGGAGAAACAGCCACGGCAACACCAAAUUGGGGUAUCUUCAGAGAGAAUCUAAGUAGGAACCUAAGUGGAGUGGAGCAGGCGGAUGGUAGGUCCACCACAGUUGGGGUGGAGAGCAGACUAAGUGCCAUAAACCAGUCCAUUGUGGACGCCUACCAUUGUGCCUGUCCACUGAAAGCGACCACCAGCAAACAAAUCUGCCCCUGGUGGUCCAGUAAACUCUCAGCUCUUAGACUUAGGGUGCGCAAGCUGUUUAACAAAGCCAAGCGCACGGGUAGCUGGGAAGAAUACAAGCGGCAGCUAACAAUCUACAACAAGGAGAUUAGGCUUGCCAAGUCAAACAGUUUCAGGAAAUUCUGUGAGAGCGUCUCCUCGACCCCGGAGGCAGCCCGACUGCACAAGGCGUUGUCGAAGGGUAAGACGGAUACAGUAUUAUCCCUAAAAAGACAGGACGGGACCUAUACGACAAGCGCAGAGGAGAGGGCGGAAACACUCCUACAAACGCACUUCCCGGAGACAGUUCAAGCUGACCUAACCCCAGCUUUGGUCAUGCGUAAGCGCUAAAGGUCGCACCCCUGCAUGCCAGACAACAUGCGUACGGAGCGGGAAGAUCAACGAAUACUGCUCUGUACCAACUCACGUCUGACCUGCAGGAUUCGCUGGUCAAUGGCGAGGUAGCGAUCUGCGCUUUCCUUGACAUUGAGGGUGCCUUUGACAAUGCGUCUCAUACAAGCGUGAUCAAGGCACACGAGAGAAGGAGUGUACCCCUCCCGAUACGCAGGUGGAUUGAAACCCUUCUGCGCACUAUGGUAGCAGAAACAACAGUGGGAGAAAGUAAGAUUCGUCUUAGCACCACGAGGGGCUGCCCUCAGGGCGGAGUACUAUCCCCUCUGUUAUGGAGCCUGAUUGUAGACGAAUUACUCGAGCUACUCACAAGCAAUGGAAUCCGCUGCCUAGGGUACGCGGACGACAUCGUCAUAAUGGCGAGAGGCAGAUUUGAGAACACUCUCUGUGACAUUGUUCAAAGGGGCCUAAACUUGGCAAAGGGAUGGUGCAACACGGUAGGGCUUAACAUCAACCCAGCGAAGACCACCGUGAUCCCAUUCACUAAGCGGAGAUCUCUUCCGGGCCUGAGAUCCCUCACAAUCGGAGGCACAGCGGUGGAAAUGUCUAAGGAGGUCAAAUUUCUUGGCCUCACCUUAGACUCACAGUUAAAAUGGAGUAGGCAGUUGGACUUAACUUUAUCCAAGGCAACUAGAGCGCUUAUGAUUUGUAGACGCCUGGCCGGCAGAUCAUGGGGAUGCAAGCCAAGCAUCAUCAGAUGGCUGUAUACCAUGAUAGUAAGGCCUAUUGUCACCUAUGGAGCGGUUGCCUGGGCCACCAAAGCUGCGCAGUCUUCGGUGAUAGGAAGACUGUCAAAGCUGCAAAGACUUGCAUGUGUCUGUGCUUCGGGGGCAAUGCGCACAUGUCCCACCGUGGCACUGGAAGUCUUGCUACAGCUAACACCGCUUCAUCAGGUGAUCAAGAUAGCAGCAAAGCACACCAUACUGGUAAUGUCAGCAGAAGGCUGUGGAAGAGGGAAGAUCAUGUCCUCUAAACAGAUGGACGCCCUAGCGGAGAGCACACCGCUAGCCCUCCUCCCGCGAGAUGGCACAACUAAGAAAAUAAAUCUCAAAAAGAAUUUCACGGUAACUCUAGGCAGCAAGAUGGAGUGGAAUGAUUCCACUCUGGAAAAGCUGCUGGAAGACAGUACCAUUCAGUGGUACACUGAUGGCUCAAAAACUCCGGAAGGUAUUGGGGCAGGUAUUGCGGGACCGCGUACUAAGCAGUCCAUACUUAUGGGCAGCUUCCCAAGUAUCUUCCAGGCUGAAGUUUUUGCCAUCAGUCAGUGCGCGGAAGUCAACCUCAGCCGCAACUAUCGCAACCAGCGCAUAGCUAUUCUCAGUGAUAGUCAAGCGGCACUAAAAGCGAUCCUAUCAUACGAGACCAAAUCGCUCUUAGUCGAGGAAUGUAUAGAAAGGCUAAACCGCCUGUCCCUGUGCAAUCGGGUACACCUAAUCUGGGUACCAGGGCACAAGGGAGUAGAAGGUAAUGAGAAGGCCGAUGAGCUGGCCCGCACGGCAGCAGCAUCCAAGAUGUUGAGACCAGAGCCAUAUAUAGCGGUAGGACCCCACACUCUUAAGGAGCUGCUCCGCACGGAGGAAAGAGAGGAUAGAGAGCGGCACUGGCGGUAGGCAGCAGGUAUGCGCCACGCUAAGCUGCUCCUGGGUAUAAUCUCUCCAGGUUUAAAGAAUUAAUUAACCUACCUCGUGAGAAAUUCCGUCUCCUCGUCGCAAUAUACACCGGGCACUGUAAGCUCAGGAAGCACCUGUCGAACAUGGGCAUGGUCUCCUGUGCCAACUGCCGGUUCUGCGACCUGGAAUAGGAGACACCAGCACACCUUAUCCAGGAUUGCACAGCAAUCUGUGGGAAAAGGCUUAAGGCCCUGGAUUCCGUGUAUAUCAGCAGGGAUCACAUAACCUCGCUUGAGCCCGGCAAACUGCUGGAAUUGUUCAGGCUGCUGGGGCUCUAUGAGGUCAUCUGAUAUAGGAGAGGGCACAAUAGACCCUAGGUCGCGGUGCAUUACCUCAAUUAAUAAUUCUAAUUCUAAUUCUUCAAGCUUUUUUCUUAUGAGGUUUGAGCAAGAAUAGCAUCACAAAAUAUGCCUCACAAGAAAUCUCUCAAAUUUAACUAACUGUCAAAUCUAUUGCUAUUGCCAUUGCCAAAUCUGUAUUUGUUAUCAUAACAUAAUCAUUUGCGCAAAGGCGUAGGGUAGGUAGCAUUGUAAAAACAUACAAGUAACAAAUAGUAAGGAGGUUGCAGUAUAGGCGCGUUAGCAACAUUUUUUGGGUGUUAGGUUCCCCUAGAGGCCUAUUUUCUCACAUAUAAAACAUACAAUAGUAAACAAAACUAUUUGUAAUAAUUUAAACAAAAAUAGAUAGAUUCUUCAAAUAUUUUAAAUAAAAUAGAAAAGAUUUACCAAUAUUUUGAUGCAAUAAAUAAAAUUUUAAUCAAAACUAGGUAAAUUUAAUCUUUAUGAAUUUUAAUAAUCGAAAUAUAUUUGAAAAUUUAACAAAUACGUACUUAAAAUAUUAAAUUGGAUAGCAUAACACGGCAACACACUCGUGCCUUUUCUAAGGCAUUUGGUCGUUUUAGUAGUAGAAUAUUUAGGAAACCCUAACGAACUGCCUGGACUUUUACCCUGAGUCUUCCCUCGUUCUAUUGCAUUCUUAAUGUAAUUUCUGUCAUUCUAAAAGCGCUCGCCUGUGUAUGUAUGGGUGAAAAUGAUAGGAUUUGUUACUUGUAGGUUUAUACAAUGAUAGGUAGGUUCGAGCUGAUGUAGCGCAUCCAUUGAGCUCUUGAAAAUUUUAUUUUAUCCCAUUGCGAAAUGCCGUCGGGUAGAUAGCUGAUGUAGCGCAUGUUUUGAGCUCUUGAACUGUUUAAAUCUUUUAUGAGGAAAAUAAAAAAAGGAUUACGAUCCUUUUUUUACAAAUGUAUUUCUGGGAAAAAUAAGAAUUCAUAUUUUUGGACUACUAUAUAAUAAUUGUGGCAUAGUUUUUAUAUGCCAAUUAAAAUAAUAAAUUUAAAAUGAGCAAUGAUAUUUUGAUUUGUGCUUGUAUAAGUUUAUAAAUAUAAGUCUUCGCUCAUUCCCAACCCAUUCUGCCUAAGUUUUCUGUAAAUUAACAAUAUUAAACUAAAUAUUAUUUUUUUUGUAAAAAUGUCAUUUUGAAAAUGUACUUUAUUUUUAUAAUAUAACACAACUGUGUUAAUACUCGCUCUACUAAAUUUAAUAUUACCGAAAUGAAAAUGCCGUGUAAAUGGGAUAUAAGUAAAUGGGAUAUGUCGCCUUUAUGAAAUUUUCAUAGAAAUGAAAACUGCGCUGUCAAACUGCUGAAGUGACAGCUUAUUGCUUUCAAUAUAUGGCAUACUUAUUAGUAUUCCAUAUUUUCCUUUGCAUAAGCAAUAUGGAGUCUCCACAGGCAAUAGUCACGGCAAUACAUUUGUAUGACAUAUAUUUUAUCCUGUCGAGAUGCCCUGUUAUAGUAAACAUAAGCCAUACGGGGCAUCUCGACAUGAUAGAAUAUAUAGAAUACUAGCUGCAUUGCCGUGCCCACUCUUCUUCUUCUUUACUGGCGUAGACACCGCUUACGCGAUUAUAGCCGAGUCAACAACAGCGCGCCAGUCGUUUCUUCUCUUCGCUACGUGGCGCCAAUUGGAUAUUCCAAGCGAGGCCAGGUCCUUCUCCACUUGGUCCUUCCAACGGAGUGGAGGUCUUCCUCUUCCUCUGCUUCCCGCGGCGGGUACUGCCUCGAAUACUUUCAGAGCUGGAGUGUUUUCGUCCAUCCGAACAACAUGACCUAGCCAGCGUAGCCGCUGUCUUUUAAUUCGCUGAACUAUGUCAAUGUCGUCGUAUAUCUCGUACAGCUCAUCGUUCCAUCGAAUGCGAUAUUCGCCGUGGCCAACGCGCAAAGGACCAUAAAUCUUUCGCAGAACUUUUCUCUCGAAAACUCGCAACGUCGACUCAUCUGUUGUUGACAUCGUCCAGGCCUCUGCACCAUAUAGCAGGACGGGAAUUAUGAGUGACUUAUAGAGUUUAGUUUUUGUUUGUCGAGAGAGGACUUUGCUUCUCAAUUGCCUACUUAGUCCGAAGUAGCACCUGUUGGCAAGAGUUAUCCUGCGUUGGAUUUCUAGGCUGACGUUGUUGGUGGUGUUUACGCUGGUUCCAAGAUAGACGAAAUUAUCUACAACUUCAAAGUUAUGACUGUCAACAGUGACGUGAGUGCCAAGUCGCGAGUGCGACGACUGUUUGUUUGAUGACAGGAGAUAUUUCGUCUUGCCCUCGUUCACUGCCAGACCCAUUUGCGUUGCUUCCUUGUCCAGACUGGAGAAAGCAGAACUAACGGCGCGGGUGUUGAGGCCGAUGAUAUCAAUAUCAUCGGCAUACGCCAGCAGUUGUACACUCUUAUAGAAGAUGGUACCUUCUCUGUUGAGUUCUGCAGCUCGAACUAUUUUCUCCAGAAGCAGGUUGAAAAAGUCGCACGAUAGGGAAUCACCUUGUCUGAAACCUCGUUUGGUAUCGAACGGCUCGGAGAGGUCCUUCCCGAUCCUGACGGAGCUUUUUGUGUUGCUCAACGUCAGUUUACACAGCCGUAUUAUUUUGCGGGGAUACCAAAUUCAGACAUCGCGGCAUAAAGGCAGCUCCUUUUCGUGCUGUCGAAAGCAGCUUUGAAAUCGACGAAGAGGUGGUGUGUGUCGAUUCUCCUUUCACGGGUCUUUUCCAAGAUUUGGCGCACUAAAGCCACACUGAUAAGGUCCAAUCAGUUUGUUGACGGUGGGCUUUAAUCUUUCACACAAUACACCCGACAGAACCUUAUAUGCGAUGUUGAGGAGGCUAAUCCCACGGUAGUUGGCGCAGAUUGUGGGGUCUCCUUUUUUAUGGAUUGGGCAUAGCACACUUAAAUUCCAAUCGUUGGGCAUACUUUCGUCCGACCAUAUUUUGCAAAGAAGCUGAUGCAUGCACCUUAUCAGCUUUUCGCCGCCGUGUUCGAAUAGCUCUUCCGACAAUCCAUCGGCCCCUGCCGCUUUGUUGUUUUUCAGGCGGGCAUUGCUAUUCGAACUUCUUCAUGGUCGGGCAAUGGAACGUCUGCUCCAUCGUCAGCUAUUGGGGUAUCGGGUUCGCCUGCUCCUGGUGUUGUGCGUUCACUGCCAUUCAGUAGGCUGGAGAAGUGUUCCCUCCAUAAUUUAAGUAUGCUCUGGGCAUCGGUGGCUAGGUCACCUUGUGGGGUUCUAGAAGAGUAUGCUCCGGUCUUGAAACCUUCUGUAAGUCGCCGCAUCUUUUCGUAGAAUUUUCGAGCAUUACCCCUGUCGGCCAUCUUAUCAAGCUCUUCGUACUCACGCAUUUCGGCCUCUUUCUUUUUCUGUCUACAAAUGCGUCUCGCUUCCCUCUUCAACUCUCGGUAUCUAUCCCAUCCCGCACGUGUUGUGGUCGAUCGUAACGUUACGAGGUAGGCAUCCUGUUUUCUCUCCGCUGCGACACGGCAUUCCUCGUCGUACUAGCUGUUCCUUUGCACUUUCCGAAAACCAAUGGUUUCGGUUGCAGCUGUACGUAAGGAGUUUGAAAUGCCAUCCUACAGUUCCCUUAUACCGAGUUGUUGACGAGUGCUCUCAGAGAGCAGGAGUGCAAGCCGAGUAGAAAAUCGUUCGGCUGUUUGUUGUGAUUGCAGCUUCUCGACGUCGAACCUUCCUUGUAUUUGUUGGCGUGUGUUUUUUGCUGCACAGAGGCGGGUGUGAAUUUUGGCUGUAACAAUAUAGUGGUCCGAGUCGAUGUUAGGACCUCGGAGCGCACGCACAUGAUCGAUCGGGUUGGUGGUUUUUCGAUCCGGAAACAGCCAGGUAGCUUGAUGUAUCUUCUUAUGCUGGAAUCUAGUACUACAGACCCAUUUGGGGAUAUUUCCCCGUGGAGGCUGAACUUACCGACCGUAGUGCCAAAGAUUUCUUCUUUGCCCACCCUGGCGUUGAAGUCGCCAAGCACGAUUUUAACAUCGUGGCGGGGGCAACUCUCAUAAGUGUGCUCCAAGCACUCAUAAAAGGCAUCUUUGGUCACAUCGUCCUUCUCUUCCGUCGGAGCGUGGGCACAAAUCCGCGAUAUGUUGAACAACCUCGCUUUGAUGCGGAUUGUGACUAGACGUUCAUUCUCUGGAGUGAAUGUUAGUACUCGGCGACAGAGUCUCUCUCCCACCACGAAUCCAACACCAAACUUGCCCUCCUUUAUAUGGCCACUGUAGUAAAUGUCACAAGGACCUACUCGUCUCUGUCCUUGUCCCGUCCAUCGCAUUUCUUGGACGGCGGUGAUAUCAGCCUUUAUUUUCACGAGGACAUCAACCAGCUGGGCAGCGGCACCUUCCCAAUUAAGGGACCGGACAUUCCAGGUACAUGCCCUCAAAUCAUAGUCCUUAAUUCGUUUGCCAUGGUCGUCAUCAAAAGGGGGGUCACUCAUCCGAGGCUUGUUGUUCCUUUUCAUUGGUAAUAUUUUUUACGUGGCGGGUCCCAAACCCAGCGCACAACCCUGCGGAGGGGAUAUUUCGCCUUCUCACUUUAGCUCGCCUUCAAACAGAUGUUCUUAGGCUACCCAGAGGAUACUUGGUCAAAGACCGGAAGUCGUGAGCUGCUUGAGUCAUAUGUAAAAGAAUGGUUUCUGGCCACUCCCAAGUGAAUGGCGAUCAGAGAACUUUCCUCACUUGCGUGAACUUCUACACAUGACUCCAUCCUCCAAAUCGAUAAUUAGGCAGCAUUUAAUAUCUACUCGUAACCUUUCAUUGACUAAUUGUUACAUUAUUUGCGACCAAGUUCUAUUGACGACUUUACGAGUUAUUGCUUCUUAAUCGAAUCAUUUCUUCUAAAGCUUCACUGUUACUUGGGGUUUUACCUGUCAACUUUGGACAGUCUAGUUCUUCAAUUCGAAUACCGUCCAAAGAUCUACAACGACUAAGUGCUACAUAAGCUUGUCCAGCAGCAAACAGUCGCGAGCCCAGAUAAAUUACUGCAUGUUCUUCUGUACAACCUUACAUCUUUUGAACGGUCGACGCCCAACUCUGUAUGCUAUUUAAAUGUCACCAAAACUAGUUUUAUAUAUGUAGAUGUUGCAUACUUUUAAGCGCAUCUUUUUGAGAGCUGCUUAAACUUACUAUCGCCUUCCUACAGUGUCGCUCAAGUAUUCUACGUUUCAGUACCACUUAAAAAAGUUACAAACAUACAUACAUACAAGUGAAGCUAAUAAAAUCGUAUUAAAAAUAUAGUUUUUGUCUACAGUCAUCCACUGCACACGCCACAUUCAAGUGCCACAGCAUAGCAACAUGAUAAACAAGCCACAAGCCGAAACCACAACAUUUCACAGCACUUAAUCUGAUACGCAAAUUCUAUAUAAAGCAAUACAAACCAACUACCAUGUUCUUAAUUUUGUAUUGAUUAUAUGUACAUCAUAAAGGUUGUGAAGAUUUUAUUAAUAUCAAAUAAAGAAACAGUCUCCCAUAGGACUUAAAAUUAUAUUUUUUUUAUUCAUAACCCAGGGAAUAACUCGUGAGUGUUGCUUUUCAGGAAUUUUCGGUUUAGCGACGGAAAUAUUGCAACGCAUAGUCAGAAAUUUUUAUUAAAGUGCAAGUAAAUAAACGCGUAGUUGAGUUAUACAAGUAAUACAUAUAUAGUUUUACAACAGUGUAAAUGAUUAAUGUUAAUUCAAUUCGUUUGUUUCUUGAAUAUUAUCAAAUUUAUAUAUUGAUUCUGCUUCAAGAACUUCUAGUGCAUGUAUUUUCUCGUACCCUUGCGCUUCUAUAAAAUCUUAAACUUCUUGGUUCUGAAUGUGGUAUAUUUCGGAAUCUAUUCUUACGGUAUCAUUAAGUUGAAUUAAAUUUAUUCCUUUGAUGGUUUCGUUAUUUAUGAGUACUUGGUGAUUACCAUCUAUACUUAUAUUAUUGGUUUACUGAAUAAUAUUACAUUGGGUUUCUUUGUUUGAUAAAACUGAAAGUGUACAAUUAUCUUCCUUUUGUUUUUUACACAUACAUAUAUUUACUUAGGAUGUUUUUACAACUUUUUUUAUUCUAAUAUAAUACUUUCAGGAAUAUUUAUUUCUUCAUCUUUAUAAUUCUUUCAAUUUCUUCGAUAUUUAUUGCUGCUGAAUAAAAUUCUUCGUUCUUUGCAAAAUUAAUUGUUCUUGUUAAGUCUAGUAAUUCUUUAUGAAUUUCCUGGAGUGGGAUUCUAAGUUUUAUCAUUUUAAUGUUGAUAUUCUUCUUUAAAUUCUCGAAAUUAGAAUUUAUUUUCCUUUGUGCAUUGUUGUUAUAAAUUAUAUCAUUCAAUGUGUCCUUUAUUUCAAUCAAAUCGUCGUGGUCUUUAACUCCUGUUAUACAUUUUAAUGCGGUCUCUAAAAUAUCUAUGGAUUUACGUUUACUAUUUGUUAGUAGUUGGUUCUUCAAAAUCGCUAUCCUAUUUAUUAGCGUUUCGUCUGUGACAACUAAUAUCCCUUGCACUUGCAGCAUUUCCUGUAUUUGAUGAUACGGGGCGAGGAUACCGGUCAGAUUUUUCAUGUGGAAAAAGUACUUUUCCUUCUCGUAUACGUAUGAUGGUCUGAUUCGGUUAAUACGAAUUUCUUGUCCUGUAGACUUGUUAUUUUCUGUGCCGUUGUGCUGGACAUCAGGAUUGUUAUUAGGAGGAACUCGAUGUGAUUCAUCUUUAGUUUUGUUCGUGCGAAGGUUGUCUUUAUGUAUAAUCCUCCCUUUGGUAGAGUCGUGUUCUCAUGGUUUUCCUUCACUGUUUGCUUGAUAUAUAGGCGUGUAAACUUCUCACGGCGAUUCUGUUUUUCUUACACUUCUUCCGGUAAAUACGCUUUAUUUUUUCUUCCUUUGUUAUAGUAAUUGAGCCUGAUGUUUUUCAAUGAGGUUUUUUACUUCACUUGUUUUACUCCUUUCAAAAAAUAUAUCGACUGGUCUGUGAUUUGUCAUUGAAUGUAUCAUGCGAUUGUAUUCUUUCACUGCUGUGAGUUCGAGGUAUGACAAUUAAGUAAUGAGACUGAUUCCAUAAAAACCGUAUGUUUGAAAAUUAUUCUACAACUCUGCCAUCCCCUUCAAAAUAGUCCCCCUGGGCAGCUAUACAGCGAUUCCAGCGUGUUUUCCAUGCUUCGUAACAUUUCUGGAACGCUUCGACUGGGAUGUCCGCGAAUACCCUCGUCACGGCCGCUUGGAUGUCCGUAAUCGACUCAAAAUGGGUUCCUUUGACCACCGAUUUUGUUUUAGGAAACAAAAAAAAGUCACAGGCUGACAUUUCGGUCGAAUAAGGCCGCUGUUGCAACACGGAGAUCUCUUUAUUGGCCAAAUACUGGGACACGCUGAGGGCAGUGAAGCACUGCCCGUUGUCGUGAUGAAGGAUCCAGCGAUGUCUGGACGCACCCUGUUGACUCGUUUUCGCAAUAUUUUGAGUACUUGGCAAUAGUAGACUUGAUUCACAGUUUUCCCCGGUGGAAAGAAUUCUUUGUGGACGAUUCCAUGGCUUCAACUGGUCUCCCACUCCGCGCCUCAUCUUCCACGCUUUCACGCCCCUCCUUAAACUCUUUGUGCCAUCGAAACACCUGGGCACGACUAAGAGCACUAUCACCAUACACUCCUACAAUUUUUACGUUUCCGAAGCUGUUCCGCCCAAUCUGGCUCAAAAUUUUAUCGCGACGCGUUGCUCUUGAUUUCGUUUUUCCAUUUUCGUGACGAGCACUACAAACACACGUCUACUCAACUUGACGCAGCAGGCGAACUAAACAAGCUAGGGCGAUGGUACAUACGUAUACAUCAAUGGAGAGGGAAAGGAUGCCGGAAAAAGAGAAAGGGAAUUUCAAUGUCACAGGUUUACCACAAGCGCGGCAAUAAAAGCAGUCUCAUUACUUAAUUGUCAAACCUCGUAGUUCUUCAUCAGCUGUUGUUCAUCGAGUGCAAUCGUUCAACUUGAGCUUUAGACGUUAUACGACUCGGUGUAGCUUCAUAUAGCUUGUCAUAUUAUGUGCGUGAAUAACGUCUCGUUAUCGGUCAUGAGUUGUGAGCAGAAUGGAUAUAUUUGUGUUAAUAUUUCCUCUAAUACAUUUUAGAAGUUUCUUUUACUUUCAAGUCGUCUCAUAUAAGUUAAUAUUUUUAAAAUUAAAAUAAAACUUUUAAAUUAAAGAAGUUUCUUUAAGUUAAGUUUCUCCCCCUUAAAUUCCUGCUUGUCUUCAAGUAGGCGUUAGAAGUAAGGAAUGUUAUUAAUAUUUAGUGUUUUCGGAGUUUUUUGUUUAGUUUUUCUGAUUUGGCUUAAAUUAUAUGUUUUAUUAUUUGGGAUCAUACUGCCGUUAAAUAAUUGUUAAGCCUUUAUAUAUUUCUUCUAUUGUUGUAAUAUGUCCACGUUUCUGAAGUCACAUAGCGAUUCCUUUCCACGAACUGGUUUUACAAUACAUUUUUAGUUUAACAUUUUUUUGGUACAUUAAACAUUUCGUUUUUUGAUACAAAAAUUUCAAUUGUUUCUAAAUGAAAUAUUCAUUUCUUUUUCCAAUAGGUUCUAUUAAAAAAGUGUGAUAGGUGGUUAGAUGUAUUUCCGGCAUUUUUUCGGUUCAUUUAAGUGUUUUUUUUUCAUCGAUUUCUAUUUCAUUUCAAAGAAUGAUAUUUGUUGUGUUAAGCUUUUCCCAUUAAAUAACAUAUUUUAUAUUUAUUAUUUCUUCUUGAAUUAAUCUAAGUUGAUUUUAUAGGCUUGUUGCUAUUUCAUUAGAGUUAGGAUUUUUUUUUAAUGUUUUUUUCAGACUGACAUGUCUCCCUUGGCAAUUUUCGGACUUAAGUAUUUUUUAUAUUGCUUUUGUGAGCCAUAUGGUCUGCUUCUAUAACGAUGGUUGUAUUUCUAUUUUCUUUAACUAUUUCUUUUUUAUAACGUGGGAAUAACUUGGAACCUAAUCUUGUAUUUUGUUUAAAAAAUAUUUCCUGCCCUGGCACAUAUGUAUGUCUUGAUUUUUUUACGUUCCUUGUUAAAGGGUCUUUAGGCUUUGUUGUUGUUUCUGUUUAAGUCUGUCGAUAUUCUUCUGUCUACUUUUCUCGUAUUGUUCGGGAUCGGUGGUAAUAUUUCUGCCAAAGAAUACUUCUAAUGGUCUUUUUUUUAUUACUGAGUGCACUGUAUAGUUAUACUCAUAGACGGCCCUAUCUAGUAAGUCCUCAAACGUACGAUGCUCUUGCUUAGUUUUUAGGCACCUCAUUAUCUCGGACAGGGUAAAAUAGAAUCUCUCGAUUUGACCAUUGACUGCGCGGAUAAGGCGGAGCUGUAAAGAUUUCAAUGCCUAACUGAUCUUUCAUCAUAAAGGUGAUACUUGCAAAGUUAAAAGAUUUUUCGUUAUCCAUUACAAUGAACUUUGGAACACCAUAGCAAAAGAGUAAGUCAUUUAGGGAUUUCUUAAUAUGUUCUAUUGCUUUUGAUUUUAUAAUCUCUGCUUAGACUAAUUUUGAAAAUUUAUCUAUUGCCGUGAGUAUUAAUUUUUUUUCAGUAGAGAAUAUGUCAAUAUGAAUUAUAUGUCCUGGGUAUUCUGGUAUUGGGAUUUCUUUCAACUGUGGGUAAGGUGAUUUUCUAUCAUAUUUUCCUUCUUUACAAACUUGACAUUGUUUCAAUAAAGUAGCUAUUUUCUGUCUCAUUUCAGGAAUGUAAUAUUUCUCUGAGAUUUGUGUCUUGUUUUCUUCAGCAUUUCUAUGGGCUCUAUUAUGAGUUUUUAUAAUGAUUUUGUCUUGUUCUGUUUCUGUUAUUAAAUCUUGGACCUUGGAUUGGGUGAAUUUUAUUCUAAUGGAUGAGAAAUGGUGUGGAUAUAGUUUCUGUAUUUUGCCCAUUAAAUCUUCUGUUGUGUAGAUUCCAUUUAUGACGGACAGAUUAAGAUAUUUUUUUAAUAUUUCAAUUAAUUCAGUGUCAGAAAAGUUUGGUUUGGAAGUUAUGUGUCUGUGAAAUGUUGGGAAGGGUAGUGUAAACUUGUAGUCGGGUGGAUUUUCUUUACGAAUAAAUAUCUGAAUUUUAAAUGCAUUAAUCGGGGUAUCAAUACUAGCAAUAAGAUUAUGGCCUGAACUCUGAGCACUAUGUUGAGUCGCUGUCAAUGAGUUGAUUUCGUUUUGUUUAGGCAUUCGAGAUAGCGCGUCAGCUACUAUGUUUUCUUUGCCGGGUUUGUAUAGUAAUUCUCUGUCAUAUUCUUCCAGUUAAGAUUUCCAUCUUCUAACCGCUAUACUUCCUUUCCAGUUGCAAUCAUCGUAAGGGGUUCGUGGUCUGCAUAAAUCUUUACUUUAGAUCCGUCAUAUAGGUAACCGUUAAAAGACUUUAAAGCCCAUAUUACGGCUAACAUUUCUUUACGCGCAGUUUCAUAAUCUUCUUGGGUCUUUGAUAAGGUUCUUAAUAUAAAUGCUAUUGGUCUAUCGGUUUGAGAAAGGACUGCUCCUAUUGCAUAAUCAGAAGCAUCAGUGGUUAGUGCAAAUUCUUUAGUAAAAUCAGGAUAAUGUAAGAUUACAUCGUCAGAAAUUAGGAUAUUUUUCAGCUGUUCAAACGCUUUUAAGACUUCUUCAUUAAGUUGUAUUAGUUUCUUUGAUGAGGCCCCUUUUGAUAUUCGUCCGUCCUCUCCUUUCAGCAAUGCUAUGAGCGGUUUGGCAAUUGUUGCAUACUCCUUAAUGAGUCUCCUAUAAUAUCCUGAUAAUCCCAAGAAAGAUCUUAAUUCCUCAAGUGUCUUGGGGCGUGGGUAAUUAGCUAUGGCUUUUACCUUGUUGGGAUUUGUCUCUAUGCCCUUGUUUGAUAUAACGAAUACAAGAAAUUCAACUUUAGUUUUAAAGAAUUCACACUUAUCUAAUUGACAUUUAAUUUUUGCUGAGUUUAAUGUUUGAAAUAUUAUACCAAGAUCUUUACAAUGCGUUUGUUCGUCCUUACUAAAAACAAUUAUGUCGUCUAUGUACAUAGAUGUAGCAAAUUUUACCUAUAAGUUCUCAGAGAAUAUCAUCAAGAAUGCGUUGAAAUAUAGAAGGAGUAUUUUUCAGUCCAAAUGGGAGUCUUGUAAAUUCAUACUUUCCGUUAUUUACCGAGAAUGCUGUUUUCUCAAUAUCACUUUCUUUUAAAAGAAUUUGAUGGAACCCACUCUUGAAGUCCAACACGGAAAAUAACUUGUUAUCGCCUAGUUGUGAAAGUACUCCAUUUAUGUCCGGUAUGGGGUAUUUGUCUGCUUUUGUGACACUGUUUAGUUUCCUGUAGUCGAUUACCAUUCUAUAUUUUUUUAUAUUUGAGGCAUCUAAUUUCUUUGGUACGAUCUACACAGGAGAAUUGUACGGUGACGGGGAUGGUCGUAUAAUAUUAGUUCUUUUAUUUGUUUAUUUACUUCGUCUUUUAAGGACAUUGGGUAUUGAUAAAAUUUUGAAUAAACAGGAGUGUUAGUCUUCUUCUUCUUAAUUGGCGUAGACACCGCUUACGCGAUUAUAGCCGAGUUAACAACCGCGCGCCAGUCGUUUCUUCUUUUCGCAACGUGGCGCCAAUUGGAUAUUCCAAGCGAGGCCAGGUCCUUCUCCACUUGGUCCUUCCAACGGAGUGGAGGUCUUCCUCUUCCUCUGCUUCCCCCGGCGGGUACUGCGUCGAAUACUUUCAGAGAUGGAGUGUUUUCAUCCAUCCGGACAACAUGACCUAGCCAGCGUAGCCGCUGUCUUUUAAUUCGCUGAACUAUGUCAAUGUCGUCGUAUAUCUCGUACAGCUCAUCGUUCCAUCGAAUGCGAUAUUCGCCGUGGCCAACGCGCAAAGGACCAUAAAUCUUUAGCAGAACUUUUCUCUCGAAAACUCGCAACGUCGACUCAUCCGCUGUUGACAUCGUCCAAGCCUCUGCACCAUAUAGCAGGACGGGAAUUAUGAAUGACUUAUAGAGUUUGGUUUUUGUCUGUCGAGAGAGGACUUUGCUUCUCAAUUGCCUACUCAGUCCGAAGUAGCACCUGUUGGCAAGAGUUAUCCUGCGUUGGAUUUCUAGGCUGACAUUGUUGGUGGUGUUUACGCUGGUUCCAAGAUAGACGAAAUUAUCUACAACUUCAAAGUUAUGACUGUCAACAGUGACGUGUGAGCCAAGUCGCGAGUGCGACGACUGUUUGUUUGAUGACAGGAGAUAUUUCGUCUCGCCCUCGAUCACCGCCAGACCCAUUUGCGUUGCUUCCUUGUUCAGUCUCGAGAAAGCAGAACUAACGGCGCGGGUGUUGUGGCCGAUGAUAUCAAUAUCAUCAGCACACGCCAGCAGUUGUACACUCUUAUAAAAGAGUGUACCUGCUCGAUUAAGUUCUGUAGCUCGAAUAAUUUUCUCCAGCAGCAGAUUGCAGGAGUCGCACGAUAGGAAGUCGCCUUGUCUGAAAUCUCCUUUGGUAUCGAACGGCUCGGAGAGGUCCUUUCCGAUCCUGACGGAACUUUUGGUGCUGCUCAACGUCAGUUUGCACAGCCGUAUUAGUUUUGCGGGGAUACCAAAUUCAGACAUCGCGGCAUAAAGGCAGCUCCUUUUCGUGCUGUCGAAAGCAGCUUUGAAAUCGACGAAGAGGUGGUGUGUGUCGAUUCUCCUUUCACGGGUCUUUUCCAAGAUUUGGCGCACUAAAGCCACACUGAUAAGGUCCAAUCAGUUUGUUGACGGUGGGCUUUAAUCUUUCACACAAUACACCCGACAGAACCUUAUAUGCGAUGUUGAGGAGGCUAAUCCCACGGUAGUUGGCGCAGAUUGUGGGGUCUCCUUUUUUAUGGAUUGGGCAUAGCACACUUAAAUUCCAAUCGUUGGGCAUACUUUCGUCCGACCAUAUUUUGCAAAGAAGCUGAUGCAUGCACCUUAUCAGCUUUUCGCCGCCGUGUUCGAAUAGCUCUUCCGACAAUCCAUCGGCCCCUGCCGCUUUGUUGUUUUUCAGGCGGGCAUUGCUAUUCGAACUUCUUCAUGGUCGGGCAAUGGAACGUCUGCUCCAUCGUCAGCUAUUGGGGUAUCGGGUUCGCCUGCUCCUGGUGUUGUGCGUUCACUGCCAUUCAGUAGGCUGGAGAAGUGUUCCCUCCAUAAUUUAAGUAUGCUCUGGGCAUCGGUGGCUAGGUCACCUUGUGGGGUUCUAGAAGAGUAUGCUCCGGUCUUGAAACCUUCUGUAAGUCGCCGCAUCUUUUCGUAGAAUUUUCGAGCAUUACCCCUGUCGGCCAUCUUAUCAAGCUCUUCGUACUCACGCAUUUCGGCCUCUUUCUUUUUCUGUCUACAAAUGCGUCUCGCUUCCCUCUUCAACUCUCGGUAUCUAUCCCAUCCCGCACGUGUUGUGGUCGAUCGUAACGUUACGAGGUAGGCAUCCUGUUUUCUCUCCGCUGCGACACGGCAUUCCUCGUCGUACUAGCUGUUCCUUUGCACUUUCCGAAAACCAAUGGUUUCGGUUGCAGCUGUACGUAAGGAGUUUGAAAUGCCAUCCUACAGUUCCCUUAUACCGAGUUGUUGACGAGUGCUCUCAGAGAGCAGGAGUGCAAGCCGAGUAGAAAAUCGUUCGGCUGUUUGUUGUGAUUGCAGCUUCUCGACGUCGAACCUUCCUUGUAUUUGUUGGCGUGUGUUUUUUGCUGCACAGAGGCGGGUGUGAAUUUUGGCUGUAACAAUAUAGUGGUCCGAGUCGAUGUUAGGACCUCGGAGCGCACGCACAUCUAAAACACUGGAGACGUGUCUUCCGUCUAUCACAACAUGAUCGAUCGGGUUGGUGGUUUUUCGAUCCGGAAACAGCCAGGUAGCUUGAUGUAUCUUCUUAUGCUGGAAUCUAGUACUACAGACCCAUUUGGGGAUAUUUCCCCGUGGAGGCUGAACUUACCGACCGUAGUGCCAAAGAUUUCUUCUUUGCCCACCCUGGCGUUGAAGUCGCCAAGCACGAUUUUAACAUCGUGGCGGGGGCAACUCUCAUAAGUGUGCUCCAAGCACUCAUAAAAGGCAUCUUUGGUCACAUCGUCCUUCUCUUCCGUCGGAGCGUGGGCACAAAUUCGCGAUAUGUUGAACAACCUCGCUUUGAUGCGGAUUGUGACUAGACGUUCAUUCUCUGGAGUGAAUGUUAGUACUCGGCGACAGAGUCUCUCUCCCACCACGAAUCCAACACCAAACUUGCCCUCCUUUAUAUGGCCACUGUAGUAAAUGUCACAAGGACCUACUCGUCUCUGUCCUUGUCCCGUCCAUCGCAUUUCUUGGACGGCGGUGAUAUCAGCCUUUAUUUUCACGAGGACAUCAACCAGCUGGGCAGCGGCACCUUCCCAAUUAAGGGACUGGACAUUCCAGGUACAUGCCCUCAACUCAUAGUCCUUAAUUCGUUUGCCAUGGUCGUCAUCAAAAGGGGGGUCACUCAUCCGAGGCUUGUUGUUCCUUUUCAUUGGUAAUAUUUUUUACGUGGCGGGUCCCAAACCCAGCGCACAACCCUGCGGAGGGGAUAUUUCGCCUUCUCACUUUAGCUCGCCUUCAAACAGAUGUUCUUAGGCUACCCAGAGGAUACUUGGUCAAAGACCGGAAGUCGUGAGCUGCUUGAGUCAUAUGUAAAAGAAUGGUUUCUGGCCACUCCCAAGUGAAUGGCGAUCAGAGAACUUUCCUCACUUGCGUGAACUUCUACACAUGACUCCAUCCUCCAAAUCGAUAAUUAGGCAGCAUUUAAUAUCUACUCGUAACCUUUCAUUGACUAAUUGUUACAUUAUUUGCGACCAAGUUCUAUUGACGACUUUACGAGUUAUUGCUUCUUAAUCGAAUCAUUUCUUCUAAAGCUUCACUGUUACUUGGGGUUUUACCUGUCAACUUUGGACAGUCUAGUUCUUCAAUUCGAAUACCGUCCAAAGAUCUACAACGAUUAAGUGCUACAUAAGCUUGUCCAGCAGCAAACAGUCGCGAGCCCAGAUAAAUUACUGCAUGUUCUUCUGUACAACCUUACAUCUUUUGAACGGUCGACGCCCAACUCUGUAUGCUAUUUAAAUGUCACCAAAACUAGUUUUAUAUAUGUAGAUGUUGCAUACUUUUAAGCGCAUCUUUUUGAGAGCUGCUUGAACUUACUAUCGCCUUCCUACAGUGUCGCUCAAGUAUUCUACGUUUCAGUACCACUUAAAAAAGUUACAAACAUACAUACAUACAAGUGAAGCUAAUAAAAUCGUAUUAAAAAUAUAGUUUUUGUCUACAGUCAUCCACUGCACACGCCACAUUCAAGUGCCACAGCAUAGCAACAUGAUAAACAAGCCACAAGCCGAAACCACAACAUUUCACAGCACUUAAUCUGAUACGCAAAUUCUAUAUAAAGCAAUACAAACCAACUACCAUGUUCUUAAUUUUGUAUUGAUUAUAUGUACAUCAUAAAGGUUGUGAAGAUUUUAUUAAUAUCAAAUAAAGAAACAGUCUCCCAUAGGACUUAAAAUUAUAUUUUUUUUAUUCAUAACCCAGGGAAUAACUCGUGAGUGUUGCUUUUCAGGAAUUUUCGGUUUAGCGACGGAAAUAUUGCAACGCAUAGUCAGAAAUUUUUAUUAAAGUGCAAGUAAAUAAACGCGUAGUUGAGUUAUACAAGUAAUACAUAUAUAGUUUUACAACAGUGUAAAUGAUUAAUGUUAAUUCAAUUCGUUUGUUUCUUGAAUAUUAUCAAAUUUAUAUAUUGAUUCUGCUUCAAGAACUUCUAGUGCAUGUAUUUUCUCGUACCCUUGCGCUUCUAUAAAAUCUUAAACUUCUUGGUUCUGAAUGUGGUAUAUUUCGGAAUCUAUUCUUACGGUAUCAUUAAGUUGAAUUAAAUUUAUUCCUUUGAUGGUUUCGUUAUUUACGAGUACUUGGUGAUUACCAUCUAUAAUUAUAUUAUUGGUUUACUGAAUAAUAUUACAUUGGGUUUCUUUGUUUGAUAAAACUGAAAGUGUACAAUUAUCUUCCUUUUG